GUUCUAAUGUCAAACUUCACAGACCAAAGUAAGACAAAGUUGUUUAGUUUUGGUUUAGUUGUAAAUUGUAAAUAAAACUAUACAUAAUAUUGGUUGUUUUUAAUUGUUUAUUUAUUAUUUUAUAAACAAAGAAUUAUUUAGUAAAGUUAUUAUGACAAUAAUUACCGGAAACCCUUAGAAAUACCUUCAUAAAUUUAUGGUCCGCAAAAGAUUUAUAACGAAAUGUUGGAAGAAGAAACAGCUGUGUGUAUUGAAGAAGAGUUAGACAAACUUUUAACAGAAGUCCAACCCAACUUACAAGAUGUUAUCAAAAGGAGUUUCACAAAUGUUGCUCUACAACAAACGAAAAACGGUGAACAAGUCAAGGGAGAGAGCCUUGAAGACAUAUCAUAUUUUGCUAAAAACACUCAAGUAAAUUUAACAAGACUAGAAGUAGUGAAACAACCAACAUUCCACAUGCAGUCUUUAUCAUUAGAUCUCAAAUCAAUGUCGCUAUCGUUGAGAUGUUCCCUUGGAGAAGUGAAUGUGAGAGGCUUGUACAGCGCCUUUAAUGAGAACCUUUAUAAUCUAAUACCAGUAAUGUGUGAAGGCCAUGUUGUAAUAUCAUUAUCAAAUAUGAUUGCCGAUGUCAAUGUGGGGUUGGCUAUUGAGAAUGAUGUAUUUACCUUCAUCAAUCCAGGCAUUGAAUUUAUUCAUGAUGAAAUAUUAGUGAAGUUAUCUUGGCCGUCACCCAAAAGAAAUGGAGGAUAUGAUUUUACUACAACCGAACAACUAGCAAAGCAUAUAGACGACCUUCCGCUUACUGCAGCAGUGUCUCUACCUCUGUACGCGCUGCUUCGUGAGAAACUGAAGAGGCAUUUAGAGCAAGUGUUACAGCAGGCCACCAGUGUCUCUGAUCUCGUGUGCUGCAACCCGAGUAUGCUUGAAGCAUAUAGCUCAAUGGUGGAUGACCUGGCACAACACGGCAACCGAGUGGUUGACAUGAUGCUCAUCAACAUGCGGAGGACUCUGCUGCAGACCAGGCGUGAAGUGUUGGAGCUGCCGCCCUUGCACGCCACCUUCUUGCACAAGAUAGGCUCAGUAUCGUUCGUGGGAAGGUUCGAGAGCGAGAACGGUUGGCUGAAGAAUCUGGCCACCGUGAACCGGAUCAGUGACGUGAGCGUCACCAGACCCGACCCCAUGAAGACCAGCUUCCGCGUCACGCUUGCUAUCAAGGACUUGCAGAUUGGUUACGACGAGUACCGUAUCAAGGCGUUGGGCGUGGGCUGCGGCGGUCGUAUCGCCGCCUCGUUCUCCGAGAACCGCGUGCACUUGUGUCUGACCGUGGGACUGUCGCGCUGGGAGCCCUACGCGCAACUCGACGACCUCAGGAUACACCAUAUGGGCGGUAUGGACCUGCACAUAACGGGGCUGGGUCCGUUGAGUGCCGUGGGCAUGUCCGCGGGCUCGUGGGUCCGUGCCGCCGGCCUGUCCCAGGGAGCGCCCGCGGUGGCCGCGCAGCUCCAGCACGAGCUUCACACCGCACUGGCGGAGCUGCAGCUGUGGGAGCUGCUGCACGCCAAACAGAACUCAACUUGACCACUAAUCUUUACGGAGGUGUUCAGGUUAAUGCAGCUGCCGGACAUUCGAAUUCAAUUUUUCAGAUAUUUUAUUCAAUAUUGGUUUUAGAGUCACUUAUUGAAUUUCAAAAACUAUCAUACAUCUCAAAGGGAUUCUUUUUUAAUAAACUUUGAGACUAAGCAUCUUAUAUCUCACGGUGAUGAGCGCAAUUGUAGUGCCGCUCAGAAUUUUUGGGUUUUUCAAGAAUCCUGAGCGGCACUGCAUUGUAAUAGGCAGGGAGUAUCAAUUGGCAUCAGCUGAAUAUCUCCCUCGUGUCCCUCAUUAUCAUAAAAAAAAACAAUUCGUUACAAUAAAAUUCAAGCCUAAUCGCCCCCUUCUCAAUCAGUGGUAUCAUUCACAAAAUUAUUUAUGUUAUUUUACCUCUAAUAAUUUUUACCACUUCUUUUGAAUUUCGUAGCUGCACAUCACAUUCCACAACUGCGCGUAUCACAAAAACCUUUUUGCCUCGCAGCCAUAUUGUGAAAGUCUUCUCAAAGAGACGCCGGCAAGUGUCUUAAUUCUUCUUAGAGCGCAAUAAUAUUUAUUAUUUACGACGUAUGACAGCAAUUAUGUAAACAUCUUUCGUAUAACACCUGAUGAUGUCAUAGGUGAAAUCAACAAGUUGAAGCAGAGCGAAUCCGUAGGAACGGAUUAUAUUCCUCCCGUAGUUCUAAAGCUGGCAAAAAAGAACUUCUGUAUGCCUCUUUGUCAUAUUUUCAGCCUUGGAAUCGGUUGAAUAUCCGUCCCAAUGGAAGUUGUCGAGAGUUGCCCCGAUACCAAAAAGCUCUGAUAAAUCGAAAUUUGAAGAGUACCGUCCUAUUGCAUUGUUGUCUUCGCCCGCAAAGGGUAUUUGAAAGCAGCGUCUAUGUGUUGUGAAUAAUCACAACUACAUAGACGCGCAAGUGGACAAAUACAUUUGUGGCGAACAACAUGGUUUUGGACCGAAAAGAUCUGUAGACACUAACUUGUUGUUACUAGUUGAUUUUAUCUCGUACAAACUAGAUCGUGGUUCUCCGGUUGACGUGCUUUACUUUGACUUCCAGAAAGCAUUUGACAGGGUCAAUACUGACAUAUUGUUACAAAAACUUAGGGCAAUUGGCUCUGCACCGAGACUUCUCCGACUUAUCGCAGACUACUUGCGUGACCGUCAACAAUAAUAUAUCCGGCUUGGUCUGCUCGAAUCCAAUCAUUACCACACGCGAUCUGGGGUUAGUCAGGGAUCGAUACUGGGGCCUCUUCUGUUUCUCUUAAUGAUUAAUGAUAUUCCAGGUAUGCUUGAUAAAUCUCGGUGUCUCCUUUAUGCUGAUGACCUAAAACUCUUAAAGAUAUCAAAUCUGAUCUUGAGGAACCGUAUGGCAUUUAAUACGUCCAUAUGCUAUGCCAUGACUUUCAGUCGAAAGCGGUGCCCAAUAGAGUUUGAUUAUAAAAUUGGUGGUGAUUCGAUAUCUCGACCAGAAACUAUCAAAGACCUGGGUGUCACAUCUGGGUGUCGAAUGACCGAAAGUUAACCGUCCAUGAUCAUAUUACCACUCUGGCCAAGGAAUCCUAUAGAAUUUUAGGCUUUGUUUUGAGGAAUUCUGGGGAUUUCACAUCUGAACCAGUCAUGGGGCUUUUAUUUGGUUCUUCAGUGCGCAACUAGCUAGAAACAGCUAUGUGUGGGUGGAAUCCGCAUGAAAGUACUUAUGUACUCCUUCUCGAAAAGGUACAAAAAGCUUUUCUUAGGUACCUUUACAAACGUAUGCAUGGAUACUACCCCUAUAUGUAUCCCAUAAAAUUUCUUCUGGGUACAUUAGCCUACAACUCCCUGUUAUGUUAUUUCCAAAAUAAUUAAUGCUAUACCUACUUGCGUUUUAUUUCCUUAUUCCUUCUUUCCUAUCAACAGUUACUUUUAGUAAGCAAUUAUUAAUGAAUUUAUGUAAUAUUACAUUUAAAUUUGUAUUAUCGUAUUGUGUUCUUUAGAUAUUAUCGUGUUUUACUGUUGAUAUUGUAGGAAUAUUUGUAUAUUUUGAUGGUGUUUUUUUUACGUAAAGCGGUUGUGAAGUAU
Messenger RNA from Leptidea sinapis, 3643 nucleotides. RefSeq lists its product as uncharacterized. Bases 223 to 1578 code for a protein of 451 amino acids. The record is from RefSeq and is a predicted model, not a curated record. NCBI's taxonomy places the organism in Eukaryota, Metazoa, Arthropoda, Insecta, Lepidoptera, Pieridae. The transcript is spliced from 10 exons.